Scatophagus argus is the source of this 5697-nucleotide messenger RNA. RefSeq lists its product as uncharacterized. The record is from RefSeq and is a predicted model, not a curated record. Gene Ontology annotation, molecular function: dynein complex binding; cytoskeletal adaptor activity; dynactin binding. Lineage: Eukaryota; Metazoa; Chordata; Actinopteri; Scatophagidae. Gene Ontology annotation, cellular component: cytosol; Golgi apparatus. Gene Ontology annotation, biological process: regulation of microtubule cytoskeleton organization; protein localization to organelle; microtubule anchoring at microtubule organizing center. The transcript is spliced from 10 exons. The coding region runs from base 444 to 3143 and encodes 899 amino acids.
UAUUGAUCAACUGAAAUGUUGUAUUGAUUGCAUCCAUAAUUAAUUUUAGGUUCGCGUUGACAACAGUGGCAUGCCCAACCGGAAACAGAAAAUACCAUUUCUUGGUGCAAUUGCAUUGCGUCGUUGUUUAGCUAGAGGGGGUAAUAGUGCCUUCACGUUUUCGGCGCGCUUUUGACACCAGACCUCACUAUGAAACGAGAGAACCGGGUGGGAGGAAAGGAAGCAGCUGUUCAGUAACCUGGGCUGGUACCCCUGGCUACUAUCGAGUUUAGCAACCGUUGCCGCUGACAGCUCCAGAAGGGAGUACAGAGUUAUUGUUCGCUUGCAAGUGGCGAGCCCCAUCUUUUAAAUAAAACCAGCGGCGUGGAGUAAUGAGAGAAGAGUAGUGAAGGAGGCAGGUGUCCCAUUAAAACGUUAGCAGACAAGUGGGAGGCCAGGCAAGGAUGCUGGAGGCAGAUGCAGACCCAGCAGGUCAAGCAGUGGAGGGAGAUGGGGAGGACGAGAUGGGGAGCAGAGACUUGAAGGCUGAGGUGGUGCGGCUGACUCUGGAGCUACAGGAGGCCACAGAAGAGAAGCUACAGGCUGCUCGCUAUGGCCUGGUGGUGCUGGAGGAAAGUGCUGCUCUCAAGAUGAAACACAGGCAGCUGGAAGAGGAGCAUGAAGCCCUGAAAGGGGAGCUACAGCAGCUUAAAGAGGCAUUUGCAGAUUCUGUCAGCAGCCAGAAACGUGCAGCUGCUGAUGGAGAGUGCCGGGAGGAGAGCUUGCUGCAGGAGACAGCCACAAAGGAGGCUGCCAUGGCAACCCGCAUAGAAGAAGUCCAGGCAGAACUCAAGCAAGCACGCCUUGCUCUGAGCAACACCCACGCAGAGAUUGAUAGACUGGGGGUGUUCUCCACCCAGCUAAAGAAGGAGUGUGAGUGUCUGGAGGCAGAAAAGGCCCACCUGAGGGAUGAGAUGAAGGAAUUUAAAAUACGUGAGCAGCGCCAGUUGCAGGACAAUGCCGAGCUAGAAGAUGAGAACAUAUCUCUGCAAAAGCAGGUGUCUCUGCUCAAGGAAAACCAGGUUGAGUUUGAAUCGAUAAAGCUGGAGCUGACCCAGAAGAAUGAUGAGCAGGAGGAGCUGCGAGCUCAGCUGGACGAGGCAGCCAGGUUGAGGGAGAUAGCAGAGAGGCAGUUGGAUGAGGCCUUGGAAGCCCUGAAGGAGGAGAGGGAGCAGAAGAACAGUCUGCGGCGAGAACUCUCUGCCCUGACCCUUAACCCCUUUGAUUCUGUGGGGAACCUGGAGCUUCACUUAGACCAGCUGGAUGACAGUCAAGAAGACGACCAGGGGGGAGAGGGCCAAGGUGGUGAAGGUGAGGGAGAGGACCAGGACAGUGGCUUUAAUAAUGGUCCUGGGUCUGCUCCCGGUUCUGCUCACCCUCCUCACUCAGGGGGCUCCAAAAGUAAUGGCCUCAUCCAUCGCUACUCAACGCCACGCAACAGUGACAUAUUUCUGCGUGCUCCAGCCUCUGGGCUGGUCUCAGACCUGCUCAGUGAGCUACAGUUUUCAGACAGUCAGAAGCUAAAACAGCAACUCCUACAGGCAGAACGAGAGAAGUCCACUCUGGUUAACAAGGUAGAGGAACUGCAGAUGCAGCUUGUAAUGUCUAAACAGGCACUCAGCCAGCAAGAGGACAAGGUUGGAUCUCUCACCCAACAGCUGGAAGCUGUGCACAGCAGCCAGCAACAUCAGGAAGCAGAUGACAGGGGAGAUGACAAGACAGAGAAUGGAAAUGGUGGGAAUGCGGCCUUCGACUAUGAAGUAGACAUCAAGAGCAAGGAGGUGUUGGAGGCACGCAUGCGUUCAGCCAGCGAAGAGCUUCUGAAGCUGCGAGAUGAACUGUCUCAAGCGGGAAUUCGUUAUAACAACCUGGAGCAGCGAUACAAGCAUGAGAAGGAUCGUUGGAGGGCAGAGGCUCAGGAGCUGGCUGACAAGAUUCGUCAGUGCAUCAAGUCCAGCAAGCAGGACCAGGAGCGCAUCAGUGAGUUGGAGAAGGAAAUUGGAGCCACGAGAAAAGUGGCGAGCGAUUCAGAAGGGCACUUGAGCGUUGCCCAGGAAGAGCUGCUGGCCUUCUCCGAGGAACUGUCCAACCUCUAUCACCAUAUCUGUGUGUGCAACAACCUGACACCCAAACGAGUCACCCUGGACUAUUACCGUGAUGGUGCCAGGGCAAGCGCACGAAGAUCGCACUAUGUCUACCCCCAGCACAGCUCGCAGAAGAAGCCACGAGGCAACGACAUGUUCAUCUCCAAAGCUUCAGCAUUGCAGUGUAUGGGGGAGGUGGACAGCGCAGGAACCAGCACAGACUCUCCUAACUGCCCUGGAUCCCCCACCCUGGAUUUUAGGGACCCUUCCAAUGUCCGCAACUUGGUAGCAGUCAUCCGUUGCCAAAUCAAACACCUGCGGGUGGCCGUGGACCUCUGUCGUCAGAGGGGCGCGAUGCCCUACUCAGGCUUGAGCAGCAGUGGCGAGGCAGAGCGGGAUGCUGAAAGCCUCUUGGAAGAAGUACUGAAACUUAAGUCCCUUCUCAGCACCAAGAGAGAGCAGAUCGCGACCCUCAGGACUGUCCUAAAGGCUAACAAACAGACUGCAGAGUUGGCUCUGUCUAACUUGAAAACCAAGUAUGAAACAGAGAAGAGCAUGGUGUCAGAGACGAUGAUGAAGCUGCGGAACGAGCUCAAAGCCUUGAAGGAGGACGCUGCCACCUUCUCUUCACUCCGUGUCAUGUUUGCCAGUCGGUGUGACCAGUAUGUCACCCAGUUGGAUGAGAUGCAACGGCAGCUGGCAGCAGCCGAAGAUGAGAAGAAGACACUGAACUCUUUGCUGCGUAUGGCCAUACAGCAGAAACUGGCUCUUACUCAACGUUUGGAGGAUCUGGAGGCCCCUCUGUCUCCACACAGUUUAAACAGCAGCCCCCGUCGCUCCCGAGCCAAAGAGCUGGCCACCAAGUCAGGCCGGGCUCCACGCAGCCCCCGAAGCAGUCCUGCACGCCCCCCAUUGAGGAGCAGUCCACGGGCUAGCCCGGUCCUUGGCAGCAGCGUUCCUGCUAUGGCAACACACCACCUGCGAAGUAUCACCCGAAGCCUCCACACAAGCCCUCGCUGAAACACUCCUUCCAUUACUCCAAACCCCCUUCUCUCCAUAAGGACCUGUCUUCAUGUUGACUCCCCGGCUCCCACCUCCUUUCCUGACUCAAGACAUCCUGUCCAUCCCAGAUAUGAUGCAACAUUCCCCACUCUACCAACCAUGGAUUAAAAAGUUAAAAAAAAAUAAAUAAACAAAACGAAAAAACAAACAAAAAAAAAUCUCUCAUCCCGCCCUUUGUUUUUCUGCUUGGAGCAGAGAAACCUGCAUGCAGCCUGGAGAAGGAUGAAGAGACAAAUGUGCUGCUCGUUGCACUGUGGGGUCAUUGAUUGUGUCUUGUCCCAAGUGGAUCCAGCUUCCAUCUGGUCUUGUUUAAGGCUAUGUGUUGUGGUGAGCCGUUGACAGUGUUUACCCCACAGCAAGAGACUUUUCAUGUACAGUAUUGACGGUCCUCAGACUUGUUUCACGGCUUGUAUCUGUUUUAAGGCUGUAUGUCUUUAUAGGCACUUGCCUUUUUCUGGUGUCCUGUCUGGCUUCUUUUAGUGUCCGUAAGCCAUUAGAUUAUUUGUGAUAGCUCUCCCAGGUAGUUGUUUUUAUAGAACAAUGCAGCCUUACUUACAGAAUUGCUAUCCUACAAGUAGAGAGCUUGCUAUUGUCUCGAGGUUACUCCCUUUUACUGAUGGUACAGUUACAUGCCCUUUUUUACCCUGUUACAUGUUUGGCUCUUUGGCUGUUGCCUAUUAGCCAUGCCCUUUAAGUGGAGGCCAGUAAACAUGCCCUUUCAUUGAUGGAAAUAGAUCAGCCAUAAAUUCACCACCUCAGGUCAAACACAGAGUAAUCAAAUACAAGAUUUGGGAGAUCUUUAAUGUGUGUCUUACUUUGCAAACUAUGCAGAUCAAGUCAGGACAGUGCCUGUAAACUUCCAGCUGUUCUUUAGGAUCAGGGUGGGUUUUCGAACUUACCAUCAUUUUCAGCUAACAGUGACUGCCUGCAGCCAUUUUGAAACAGCCAUUUAGCAUCUCUCACAAUAAGCAGCUUUCGGAAGUCAGCCUGUGGUGCUACGUGGCUCACGUUCAAGCAUCCUGUUGGCUAAGCUUUUUGGGCUUUGGUGCUUUGAUAGACAUUGUCUCACAUCAUUUAAGAAUACAAGUGAUUUGGUUUAGGUAAAUAGAAUACUAACAUGUUGGGCAAUGCUCGUGUGUCUUGGUUACAUGGACAUAGUAACAGUUCCCACUCAGCUUCUGCUUUUUCCUCACUCCUUUGAACGGCUAAGCAACAACGCUCAUGUUUUGUAUUUCAUCAUUAAAUGUUGCCAUGCUUUUGUGUGCUACCAGCAUAAGCAUGUUGUAAUGAUUGAGUGUCACCCACAGCAAAGUAGUUUUCUUCCCCUGUGGCUGAAGCAUCCGCUGUUUUCAGUUUAGGAAUGCUAACAGGCUGUGGUUAGCGUUGCUGCUAGUGGAAAAAUUAAACUGUGUUGUCCCAGAAUUUUAUAUCCAGUAGCACAUUACAACUAAAAACAAAAAUAAACAAGGAAUAAAUUUUGCAAAACAAAAAUUUCAAAGCAAGAUGUAACUCCAACAUCCACACAUAGGAGCCUGGAUUGCAAGGACAAGUCGCAAAGAACAAAACAUGUAUGUCUAUCUGUUGAUACCCCCGUUAUGUUAAGGGUUCUAGAGCAGAUACCACAGCUGUGAUUUGAGGACAGCACUACAUAUGUUGACACUAGCACUGUCACCUGUCUCAUUCAAAUUUAAUUGACCUGAUGAGACCAAUCAUAAUGUUUUAGACCACAUUUGGAAACGGCUGCUUUAAAAACACAUCCUGCUGAUUUUUAAAAAUUUUUUAUUUUAUUUUUAGUGCCUUGGUUUUCAUCUUGUUUUUAGACUGUAUCACAUUUUCUUAAUAGAGGCUACUAUUCAACACUGUAGUUGUGAUGUUUUUGAAGACAUGUCUUAUUUUUGAAGAAAGUCACUGAGCAGUUUAAGCACUGAAUAUGGUGAUAUUUCAUUUUGGUAAAAUAUUUUCACUUUUUAGCUGCCAUGUCCUAUUAUUAGCUAUUAGUAUUAGCUAUUGAAUUACUUGAUGUUAGCCUCCCCUGAAAUUAAUGGUUAGUAUCUAUUUUUAUUUAGAGAACUGUUACUGAACUGAGAAAAACUACUGUAUAAAGAUCAUGAAUGCAGAAAAAUAAGAAUAUAAUGUAUCAGAAACCUUACAGAUUGAGUGUUACAGUUUUAAAAACGAUGAUACCAGUUUUUUUACUGUCAGGGGAGCAGGAUCAUGAACUCUAAAAAGUGGAAAUGCUUUAACAUUAUGUCAUAUUGCUUUGGAAGGUUGUAAAUGGAUUUCUUAAUCUAUUUAAUUCACUCUGUGCAGAUGUGUGUUUUAAUUUAAUUAACACUGUUGUAUAAUAUUUUAACUGUAUUUAUGUGGUCUGCAUACUGUUUAAAUUGUUCUUGAGGAUGACCUGCACAUAUACAUGUGUAUGCAAGUUCCUCUUAUUGACCUGUGAACCACUUUUGUCAUGACGAAUAAAAAGAAGCCAACUUGUUCAUUGCUUGUGGCAAAAAAUAAUAAA